GGCUCUAUCUGUGAGUCCUAGCUUCGGCCCUAACUUGGAGUCGAGCGAUUCGCGUGAGGCUGACCCGAAUAGCCCCAACAGGCGCGGGAUUCCCGGCAUGUUCUAUUGUCCGUUCAAUGUGCUUACAAGGAAAACCAAGAGCACAACGCAGCAGUACAAAAGGGAAAGAUGGCUUCGGCGGACCUCUGUUGGCAGAUCAUGCGCGUUCAAUCGUGCCACAUCGUCAAGAAGCCUCAGUGCUCCAAGUGGUUCUCGACUGAUCCCCUAAACCCGAAGAAUGUGCACGUCAGGAAGUUCUCGGGACUUUCUCAGAAAAAAGCUCUUACCGUCGCGGCAAACCCCAAGGGAAAGGGUGUCGUCCUGGUUGCGAAAACCAAGAACUUCAAGCUGAACAGGCCCUCAAAAUCCCUCCAGCAGAUCCCUUUGACCAAGCACAUGAGGAGGAUCAACAAGGCCAUCAACGGUAUCUCCAAGGCCUACGGACGUUCUGACCUGUCUUUGACACUCAAGAGACGUGCCACCGCCCUGAUCAAGGCUCAGAAGAAGGCCGCGAAGGUCAGCCCUGUCAAGAAGGAGUGAAUAAAAUUUUAUUGCUCUGU
Messenger RNA from Galendromus occidentalis (western predatory mite), 599 nucleotides. It is a transcript of the gene RpL28, whose product is annotated as ribosomal protein L28. Gene Ontology annotation, cellular component: ribosome. The record is from RefSeq and is a predicted model, not a curated record. Lineage: Eukaryota; Metazoa; Arthropoda; Arachnida; Mesostigmata; Phytoseiidae. Gene Ontology annotation, molecular function: structural constituent of ribosome. Gene Ontology annotation, biological process: translation. Bases 169 to 579 code for a protein of 136 amino acids. The transcript has 3 exons.